Molecule: messenger RNA, 600 nt
Organism: Gracilinanus agilis (Agile Gracile Mouse Opossum)
Lineage: Eukaryota; Metazoa; Chordata; Mammalia; Didelphimorphia; Didelphidae
Gene: NOBOX
Product: NOBOX oogenesis homeobox
Exons: 3
Biological process (GO): regulation of transcription by RNA polymerase II
Molecular function (GO): RNA polymerase II cis-regulatory region sequence-specific DNA binding; DNA-binding transcription factor activity, RNA polymerase II-specific
Source: RefSeq, a predicted model, not a curated record
AUGCAGUCAGGAAGAAGGAGCCUCCAGAUACUCCCCCACAAGUCCGGGAAAAAGACCCGUACUCUUUACUGAACAGACCAAUUGAAAGAGCUGGAGAAAAUGCUUCAGGAAGACAAAUGAAGGGAGAUUGCCUCAGCUGUGGGGGUGACACCCCAGCGCAUCAUGUCAUGGUUUCAAAACUGAAGAGUAAAGUGGCGGAAACACAGUGAUGAGGCUCAAAAGGUAGAGGUAGCUCCUCUACUCCUCAGCCCCCCACCUGUCCGAAAAGUUAGUCUUCCUUUGACCUUGGGCCUUGUUCACACCUCACACCUGUUACCCCUCCUGCUGGAAACACCCAAUAGUGACUUUAGCCCUAAAGAUGGCUCCUAUGGAACCUGGGAAACAAGCAUUACCUCACCAAAUGCUUACAACUAUUCUGAGCAAGUGGAAUCCCAGUCUAAAGUGGGUAUUGGACUGCUCAGUGAGACUCAGGAAGAACUGUUUUCUAGCACUCAGGAGCAAAUGUCAUUGCCAGAGGAAGUUGGAGAAUGAGUCAAGAACACUCACCUCUCCAGAGUUCCUAUUGAUGGAGAUAGUAUUCCAGAAGUGCAUGAAGACUGA